CUGAGUACUAGCAAAAAGAACUCUUUUGGUAGGGUAUGUUUGGUGGGCAAUUGAAAAUUAGUUGGACCAAUAGGUUACAAAUUAAACACAGGUCACAAAAUUGAAGUGGAGCUCAAUUUGUCCUGGUAAGCUGAAAUGGAAGGGAUAGGGGUAUUAUUAAUGCGUCCAUUAUCCAAUUACAUCCAACAACAGCUAGCCAAACGUUUCACCCUCUUCAAAUACUGGGAAAUCUCUGAUUCUCUCAAACUACACUCCGAUUCCAUCAGAGCAGUGGUGGGGAAUGGAGUUCAGGGAGCAAACUCGGAGUUGAUCGACUCGUUGCCCAGAUUGGAAAUUGUAUCUAGUCACAGUUCAGGGCUUGACAAGAUUGAUUUGGUGAAAUGUAAAGAGAGAGGGAUUAGGGUAACCUCCAGUCCCGAUGCUCUCACUGAUGAUGUUGCUGACAUGGCCAUUUUACUCACUAUUGCAACUUUGAGGAGGAUUCUUGAAGCUGAUCGGUUUGUCAGGAAUGGGAUUUGGAAGGAAAAGGAUUUCAAUUUGACAGCUAAGUUUAGCGGCAAAUCAGUAGGUAUUGUAGGCUUAGGGAGGAUUGGUUCAGCAAUUGCCAAGAGAGCUGAAGCUUUUGGAUGUCCAAUCAGUUAUCAUUCGCGUUCACGAAAACCAGAGUCAACGUACACCUACUAUCCACAUGUUAUCGACUUAGCCUCCAACUGCCAGAUCCUCGUUGUUGCUUGUGCCUUAACUGAUGAAACACACCACAUUAUCAACCGCGAAGUUAUAGACGCCUUGGGUCCAAAUGGAGUUGUUAUCAACAUUGCAAGGGGUUCUCAUAUUGAUGAACCUGAGCUGGUAGCUGCUCUUGCAGAAGGAAGGUUGGGAGGAGCAGGGCUUGAUGUUCUUGAACACGAACCUGAAGUGCCCAUGCAGCUAGCUAGACUUGAUAAUGUUGUGCUAUCACCUCACACGGCAGCUGGUACUCUGGAGACGCGUAAGGACAUGGCUGAUCUCGUGGUUGCAAAUUUGGAGGCAUACUUUUCGAACAAGCCAUUACUAACUCCUGUUAUUUGAGACUUUCUGGUAAAGGUUUGAUGAUCUUGAACUUAGUUUGUGGUUGAUUCUUCUACUUCUAUUUUCAUCGUUUAGCAACAUGCUAAGUAUGUCAUUGGUUCAAGCAUGUAAAAUUUGGGCAUGCUAUGCUACUCUUUCUUGUGCUGAUUGGGAACAUUUGAAGAUGGUUGGUAGUAGUACAAGUGAGGUGAGGUAUUUGUUGCUCAUCAUACUAUGUGAUUCUAGUUUGUCGCCUUGGAGAAUGGUAUUGUGGUUCUGAGAGUGUCUACUAUUUGUUAAAUGCCCAAUGAGGAGGUUGAAUUUGUAUAGAUGAUCUCUUAAUGAACCUGAACUAUGCUAAUUGGC
Lycium ferocissimum is the source of this 1413-nucleotide messenger RNA. Its product is annotated as glyoxylate/hydroxypyruvate/pyruvate reductase 2KGR-like. NCBI's taxonomy places the organism in Eukaryota, Viridiplantae, Streptophyta, Magnoliopsida, Solanales, Solanaceae. The transcript is spliced from 2 exons. Gene Ontology annotation, molecular function: NAD binding; hydroxypyruvate reductase [NAD(P)H] activity; glyoxylate reductase (NADPH) activity. Gene Ontology annotation, cellular component: cytosol. The coding region runs from base 136 to 1068 and encodes 310 amino acids. The record is from RefSeq and is a predicted model, not a curated record.